Messenger RNA from Sciurus carolinensis (gray squirrel), 14311 nucleotides. RefSeq names its product calcium voltage-gated channel subunit alpha1 C (gene Cacna1c). The transcript has 49 exons. Gene Ontology annotation, molecular function: high voltage-gated calcium channel activity. NCBI's taxonomy places the organism in Eukaryota, Metazoa, Chordata, Mammalia, Rodentia, Sciuridae. The record is from RefSeq and is a predicted model, not a curated record. The coding region runs from base 628 to 7206 and encodes 2192 amino acids. Gene Ontology annotation, cellular component: membrane; voltage-gated calcium channel complex. Gene Ontology annotation, biological process: calcium ion import across plasma membrane.
GCGCUCUCUCGCGCGCCCGGUGUCUCCCUCUCUCUGCCUCUGCAGAAACAGCUCCCUGCCAGAACGGCGCUCGGCGCGGCGCGGCACGGCCCGGAGCGGCGACGGCGGCUCUUCCUGCCUCCUCGCCCUCAGGAGUUGGUGGCUCUUUUUGACAGAAAAAAACCGGGAAGGGGCCUCGGGGAGGACUCGCCAAGAGCGGGCAGAGACAUCUCAGCUCCCUGGUGGCCCGGGCAGACCCCCUUUGCCCCCCGUGUUGGGGUCCAUUGCUUUCGCUUGCCCCUCCUUUCCGCCUCUUCUCGCUCUGCCUCUCUCGAUUUAUUUUUUCAAAUGGUGUAGCCGCCAGAGGUGCGGUGCUAAAUUCUUGGAAGGGGCCCGGAUGUACUGAGGAUGCAUUACAAUCUCACUAAAGGAGGCAGUAGUGGAAAGGAGCAGUUUUUGGUGUUCGAUGCAAUAAUGGGAAUCAGGUAAUCAUCAGAAGGGAAGAAGAAAUACUGCGGAUCCACGGCUUCCUUGAAUGCACGAAAGCCGCCGACCUCGGAGGAGGGAUUAAUCCAGACCCGCUUGCGGGUGUUUUCACAUUUCUUCCUCUUUGUGGCUUCUUCUCCUUUUUCAAACAAUUUUUGGUCAAUGGUCAAUGAAAAUACGAGGAUGUACAUUCCAGAGGAAAACCACCAAGGUUCCAACUAUGGGAGCCCGCGCCCAGCUCAUGCCAACAUGAAUGCUAACGCAGCUGCGGGACUUGCCCCUGAGCACAUCCCUACCCCAGGGGCAGCCCUGUCCUGGCAGGCAGCCAUCGAUGCAGCCCGGCAGGCCAAGCUGAUGGGCAGUGCUGGCAAUGCUACCAUCUCCACGGUCAGCUCCACGCAGCGGAAGCGGCAGCAGUAUGGGAAACCCAAGAAGCAGGGUGGUACAACUGCUACGCGGCCACCCCGUGCUCUGCUCUGCCUGACCCUGAAGAACCCCAUCCGGAGAGCAUGUAUAAGCAUCGUCGAAUGGAAACCAUUUGAAAUAAUUAUUUUACUGACUAUUUUUGCCAAUUGUGUGGCCUUAGCAAUCUAUAUUCCCUUUCCAGAAGAUGAUUCCAAUGCCACCAAUUCCAACCUGGAACGAGUGGAAUAUCUCUUUCUCAUAAUUUUUACUGUGGAAGCAUUUUUAAAAGUAAUCGCCUAUGGUCUUCUCUUUCACCCCAACGCUUACCUCCGCAAUGGAUGGAAUUUACUAGAUUUUAUAAUUGUGGUUGUAGGGCUUUUUAGUGCAAUUUUAGAACAAGCAACCAAAGCAGAUGGGGCCAAUGCUCUCGGAGGGAAAGGGGCUGGAUUUGAUGUGAAGGCACUGAGGGCUUUCCGUGUGCUGCGUCCCCUGAGGCUGGUGUCUGGAGUCCCAAGUCUGCAGGUGGUCCUGAACUCCAUCAUCAAGGCCAUGGUGCCCCUGCUGCACAUUGCCCUGCUAGUGCUCUUCGUCAUCAUCAUCUACGCCAUCAUUGGCCUGGAACUCUUCAUGGGGAAGAUGCAUAAGACAUGCUACAACCAGGAGGGCAUAGCAGAUGUUCCAGCAGAAGAGGAUCCUUCCCCCUGUGCUUUGGAGACCGGCCAUGGGCGGCAGUGUCAGAAUGGCACUGUGUGCAAGCCUGGGUGGGAUGGACCCAAGCACGGCAUCACCAACUUUGACAAUUUUGCCUUUGCCAUGUUGACGGUGUUCCAGUGUAUCACCAUGGAGGGCUGGACGGACGUGCUGUAUUGGGUCAAUGAUGCCGUAGGAAGGGACUGGCCCUGGAUCUAUUUUGUUACACUAAUCAUCAUAGGGUCAUUUUUUGUACUUAACUUGGUUCUCGGUGUUCUUAGCGGAGAGUUUUCCAAAGAGAGGGAGAAGGCCAAGGCUCGGGGAGACUUCCAGAAGCUAAGAGAGAAACAGCAGCUGGAAGAAGAUCUCAAAGGCUACCUGGACUGGAUCACUCAGGCAGAAGACAUUGAUCCUGAGAACGAGGAUGAAGGCAUGGAUGAGGAGAAGCCCCGAAACAGUGAGCAGCCAUCUUCUCAUGCCACCAGUGAGACCGAGUCUGUCAACACCGAAAAUGUGGCUGGAGGUGACAUGGAAGGAGAAAACUGCGGGGCCAGGCUGGCCCACCGGAUCUCCAAAUCGAAGUUCAGUCGCUACUGGCGGAGAUGGAAUCGAUUCUGCAGAAGAAAGUGCCGUGCUGCGGUCAAGUCUAAUGUCUUCUACUGGCUCGUGAUCUUCCUGGUGUUUCUCAAUACACUCACCAUUGCCUCAGAGCAUUACAACCAGCCUCACUGGCUCACAGAAGUGCAAGACACGGCCAAUAAGGCCCUAUUGGCCCUUUUCACUGCAGAGAUGCUCCUGAAGAUGUACAGCCUGGGCCUGCAGGCCUACUUUGUGUCCCUCUUCAAUCGGUUUGACUGUUUCAUCGUGUGUGGGGGCAUCUUGGAGACCAUCCUAGUGGAGACCAAGAUCAUGUCUCCCUUGGGCAUCUCUGUGCUGAGAUGUGUCCGGUUACUGAGGAUAUUUAAAAUCACAAGGUACUGGAACUCCUUAAGCAACCUGGUGGCAUCCUUACUGAACUCUGUGCGGUCCAUUGCCUCCCUGCUUCUGCUUCUCUUCCUCUUUAUCAUCAUCUUCUCCCUCCUGGGGAUGCAGCUCUUUGGAGGAAAGUUCAACUUCGAUGAGAUGCAGACUCGGAGGAGCACAUUUGAUAACUUCCCCCAGUCCCUCCUCACUGUGUUUCAGAUCCUGACCGGGGAGGACUGGAAUUCGGUGAUGUAUGAUGGGAUCAUGGCUUAUGGCGGCCCCUCUUUUCCAGGGAUGUUAGUCUGUAUUUACUUCAUCAUCCUCUUCAUCUGUGGAAAUUAUAUCCUACUGAAUGUAUUCUUGGCCAUUGCUGUGGACAACCUGGCUGAUGCCGAGAGUCUCACCUCUGCCCAAAAGGAGGAGGAAGAAGAGAAGGAAAGAAAGAAGUUGGCCAGGACUGCCAGCCCAGAGAAGAAACAAGAGGUGGUAGAGAAGCCAGCGGUGGAGGAGACCAAGGAGGAGAAAAUUGAGCUAAAAUCCAUUACUGCUGAUGGAGAGUCCCCCGCCACCACAAAGAUCAACAUGGAUGACCUUCCACCCAAUGAGAAUGAGGAUAAAAGUCCCUACCCAAACCCAGAGGCUGCAGGAGAAGAGGAUGAGGAGGAGCCUGAAAUGCCUGUUGGGCCACGCCCACGACCACUCUCUGAGCUGCACCUUAAGGAAAAGGCAGUGCCCAUGCCAGAAGCCAGUGCAUUUUUCAUCUUCAGUCCCAACAACAGGUUUCGCCUCCAGUGUCACCGCAUUGUCAAUGACACAAUCUUCACCAACCUGAUCCUCUUCUUCAUUCUGCUCAGCAGCAUUUCCCUAGCUGCUGAGGACCCCGUCCAGCACACCUCCUUCAGGAACCAUAUUCUGUUUUAUUUUGAUAUUGUUUUUACUACCAUUUUCACCAUUGAAAUCGCUCUAAAGAUCCUAGGCAAUGCAGACUAUGUCUUCACUAGUAUCUUUACAUUAGAAAUUAUCCUUAAGAUGACUGCUUAUGGGGCUUUCCUACAUAAGGGCUCUUUCUGCCGGAACUACUUCAACAUCUUGGACCUGCUGGUGGUCAGCGUGUCCCUCAUCUCCUUUGGCAUUCAGUCUAGUGCAAUCAAUGUUGUGAAGAUCUUGCGAGUCCUGCGAGUACUCAGGCCCCUGAGGGCCAUCAACAGGGCCAAAGGGCUAAAGCACGUGGUUCAGUGUGUGUUUGUCGCCAUCCGGACCAUCGGGAACAUUGUCAUUGUCACCACACUGCUGCAGUUCAUGUUUGCCUGUAUCGGGGUCCAGCUCUUCAAGGGAAAGCUCUAUACCUGCUCAGAUAGUUCCAAACAGACUGAGGCAGAAUGCAAGGGUAACUACAUCACGUACAAAGACGGAGAGGUUGACCACCCCAUCAUCCAGCCCCGUAGCUGGGAGAACAGCAAGUUUGACUUCGACAAUGUUCUGGCAGCCAUGAUGGCUCUCUUCACUGUCUCAACCUUUGAGGGAUGGCCAGAGCUGCUGUACCGCUCCAUCGACUCCCACACGGAAGACAAGGGCCCCAUCUACAACUACCGCGUGGAGAUCUCCAUCUUUUUCAUCAUCUACAUCAUCAUCAUUGCCUUCUUCAUGAUGAACAUCUUCGUGGGUUUCGUCAUCGUCACAUUCCAGGAGCAGGGAGAACAAGAGUACAAGAACUGUGAGCUGGACAAGAACCAGCGACAGUGUGUGGAAUAUGCACUCAAGGCCCGCCCCCUGCGGAGGUACAUCCCCAAGAACCAGCACCAGUACAAAGUGUGGUAUGUGGUCAACUCCACCUACUUUGAGUACCUGAUGUUCGUCCUCAUCCUGCUCAACACCAUCUGCUUGGCCAUGCAGCACUAUGGCCAGAGCUGCCUGUUCAAAAUCGCCAUGAACAUCCUCAACAUGCUCUUCACCGGCCUCUUCACUGUGGAGAUGAUCCUGAAGCUCAUUGCCUUCAAACCCAAGGGUUACUUUAGUGAUCCCUGGAAUGUUUUUGACUUCCUCAUCGUGAUUGGGAGCAUAAUUGAUGUCAUUCUCAGUGAAACUAAUCACUAUUUCUGUGAUGCAUGGAAUACAUUUGACGCCUUGAUUGUUGUGGGUAGCAUUGUUGAUAUAGCAAUCACCGAGGUAAACCCAGCUGAACAUACCCAAUGCUCUCCCUCUAUGAAUGCAGAAGAGAACUCCCGCAUCUCCAUCACCUUCUUCCGCCUCUUCCGGGUCAUGCGCCUGGUCAAGCUGCUGAGCCGUGGGGAGGGAAUCCGGACCCUGCUGUGGACCUUCAUCAAGUCCUUCCAGGCCCUGCCCUAUGUGGCCCUUCUGAUAGUGAUGCUGUUCUUCAUCUACGCAGUUAUUGGGAUGCAGGUGUUUGGAAAAAUUGCCCUGAAUGACACCACAGAGAUCAACCGGAACAACAAUUUUCAGACCUUCCCCCAAGCCGUGCUGCUGCUCUUCAGGUGUGCCACGGGGGAGGCCUGGCAGGACAUCAUGUUGGCCUGCAUGCCAGGCAAGAAGUGUGCCCCAGAAUCUGAGCCCAGUAACAGCACAGAAGGAGAGGCGCCCUGUGGCAGCAGCUUCGCAGUCUUCUACUUCAUCAGUUUCUACAUGCUCUGUGCCUUCCUGAUCAUCAACCUCUUUGUAGCUGUCAUCAUGGACAACUUUGACUACCUGACAAGGGACUGGUCAAUCCUUGGUCCCCACCACCUGGAUGAAUUUAAGAGAAUCUGGGCCGAGUAUGAUCCUGAGGCCAAGGGUCGCAUCAAACACCUAGAUGUGGUGACCCUUCUCCGGCGUAUUCAGCCCCCACUGGGGUUUGGGAAGCUGUGUCCUCACCGUGUAGCCUGCAAACGUCUGGUCUCCAUGAACAUGCCUCUGAACAGUGAUGGGACAGUAAUGUUCAAUGCCACCUUGUUUGCUCUGGUCAGGACAGCCCUGAGGAUCAAAACAGAAGGGAACCUGGAGCAAGCCAACGAGGAGCUGCGGGCCAUUAUCAAGAAGAUCUGGAAGAGGACCAGCAUGAAGCUGCUGGACCAAGUAGUGCCCCCUGCGGGUGAUGAUGAAGUCACUGUUGGCAAAUUUUAUGCCACCUUCCUGAUCCAAGAAUACUUCCGGAAAUUCAAGAAGCGCAAAGAGCAGGGACUCGUGGGAAAGCCCUCCCAGAGGAACGCCCUGUCACUGCAGGCUGGCUUGCGUACGCUGCAUGACAUUGGGCCUGAGAUCCGACGGGCCAUCUCUGGAGAUCUGACUGCUGAGGAGGAGUUGGACAAGGCCAUGAAGGAGGCUGUGUCUGCUGCCUCCGAAGAUGACAUCUUUAGGAGGGCAGGAGGCCUGCUUGUCAAUCACGUCAACUACUACCAAAGCGACAGCCGGAGCGCUUUCCCCCAGACCUUCACUACCCAACGCCCACUGCAUAUCAACAAAGCUGGUAACAACCAAGGCGACACUGAAUCACCCUCCCAUGAGAAACUGGUGGACUCCACUUUCACUCCCAGCAGCUACUCAUCCACUGGCUCCAAUGCCAACAUCAACAAUGCCAACAACACAGCCCUGGGCCGCUUCCCCCCCUCCACCGGCUACCCCAGCACAGUCAGCACUGUGGAGGGCCAUGGGCCCCCCUUGUCUCCUGCUAUCCGGGUGCAGGAGUCCACGUGGAAGCUCAACUCUAGGAGGUGCCCCUCCCGGGAGAGCCAGAUAGCCAUGGUGUGUCAAGAGGAGGUGUCCCGAUAUGAGACCUACAACGUGAAGAUGAGCGAAGACGCUGAGUAUUGCAGCGAGCCCAGCCUCCUCUCCACAGAGAUGUUCUCCUACCAGGAUGAUGAAAAUCGACAGCUGACACCCCCAGAGGAGGACAAGAGGGACAUCCGACAAUCUCCAAAGAGGGGUUUCCUCCGCUCUGCCUCACUAGGUCGAAGGGCCUCCUUCCACCUAGAGUGUCUGAAGCGACAGAAGAAUCAAGGGGGAGACAUCUCUCAGAAGACAGUCCUACCCUUGCAUCUGGUCCAUCAUCAGGCAUUGGCAGUGGCAGGCCUGAGCCCCCUCCUCCAGAGAAGCCAUUCCCCCACCACGUUCCCCAGGCCAUGCGCCACCCCACCUGCCACGCCUGGUAGCCGAGCCUGGCCCCCACAGCCCAUCCCCACCCUACGGCUGGAAGGGGCCGAGUCCAGUGAGAAACUCAACAGCAGCUUCCCGUCCAUCCACUGUAGCUCCUGGUCUGAGGAGACCGUCUCCUGCGGCGGGGGCAGCAGCACUAUCAGGAGAGCCCGGCCGGUCUCCCUCACGGUGCCCACUCAGGCUGGGGCCCCCGGGAGGCAGUUCCAUGGCAGUGCCAGCAGCCUGGUAGAAGCGGUCUUGAUUUCAGAAGGACUGGGGCAGUUUGCUCAAGAUCCCAAGUUCAUCGAGGUUACGACCCAGGAGCUGGCGGACGCCUGCGACAUGACAAUAGAGGAGAUGGAGAACGCGGCCGACAGCAUCCUCAGUGGGGGCGCCCAGCAGAGCCCCAACGGCACCCUACUACCUUUUGUGAACUGCAGGGACCCGGGGCAGGACAGGGCGGGCGGCGAGGAGGACGGGAGCUGUGCGCGCGCCCUGGGGCGAGGCCGGAGCGAGGAGGAGCUCCAGGACAGCAGGGUCUACGUCAGCAGCCUGUAGUCGCAGGGCUGGGAGACGCCGGGUUUUUUAUUUGUUUCAAUGUUCCUAAUGGGUUCGUUUCAGAAGUGCCUCACUGUUCUCGUGACCUGGAGUUAACCGGAACAGCGUCUUCAUUCAUUUCUGUCGGGACAAGACGCAGAGCUGGGUGGUGUGAGAGCCCGCUUUUCAGGGGCAAGAGAAGCUGCGAGGCAGUGUGUCCACCGAGCGACGGGCGAGAAGCGGGCGGAAGAUCUCGGCGAAGAGCGAGGCCCGGGUGCACGUCCUGCGCUGUCAGCCCUGCGCCGGGUCGGCGUCGCCUCCGGCCAGAAAGGACCUACGCUCCCUGCGGCGGCUCGCUCAGAAAGGACCCUCGAGUAAACGGGUGUCUUUCAACUUCGCUUGUAAAAAAUCAUUUGCACACAUUCUGUAUGAGCCUCACUGUCCCCAUAAAGCCAGGCCCUGUGCAUUUGGAGAAGAAAGAGGAGCUGACUUCCAGCAGGAGCCCAGUCCACCAGAGAAGGACGAGGAAAGGUGGAGGAGGAAGCAGCGCUGGAGGACAGGCGCACAGAGCCCGGGUCUCGGGCAGCGUGGUGUCUUCACCCCGAGUCCCGCGGCUGCAACCCCAGCCACCUCCGCUCGCCGCGACAGGAUCCUUUUGCCUGCAGGAGGCACAAGAGCUGCAGAUCAGAGUCCGGCCAGCGUCAGCGCGAGCCAGGACAGGACCGAGCUGGCGCUGCCCGGGGAAGGAGCCGCUGGCUCUCACCGAAGGAGGUGGUGCUGAGCUUCCCUUGAGCGCUCUUUUGUUUUGUGGUUUGACAUUUUUUUCUUGACAGCAUGUUGCAGUUUUCUUUUUUCCUUUUUUUUUUUUUCCUCCUGGUUUAUUUUAUUUUUUGUUUUCCCAGGGGGAGGGAAGGAAGAAGAGCGUUUACAAAUUUUGUAUCCACCCACCUUACUGUUUUCACUUUUCAUACGUAAACCAGGUUUGGUUUUACUGUAUUCUUUAAACAGUUGCGGUUUCCUUUUUCUACGGAGGGACGGUUCAGUAGCUGCUGUAGGAGAGUUUUACCAGCCAUCGUGUAUGCUCUAUAAUUUGUUAAUUUCCUUAGGUAGUAACAACUUUUCUUUCUGGUUUGGUUUGGUUUUAUAAUUUAAAGGUAAUUGGCAAUGAAUGCACUUGAUAAGUCUUGCACAUAAGGGCGAUUGGGUUAGUUUCCUUCUUAUGCUGGGUGUGUGGGUGGGUGCAGGCGAGAGGAAGCGUGAGUGUGUGUUGAGCGAGAGUGUGUGUGUGUGUGUGUGUGUGUGUGUGUGUGUGUAGUGGGUUGUUUGUGUGCAUGUCUAUGUUGUGAGAGCGUAUAUGCACCCACGCAGUGUGCCCAUGCACACAGAUGAGUGCAGAGUUUCCCCUUUCUGGCUUCACUGUGGGGAGAUCUGAAUCUAGGGCCAUUUGAAAGCAAAAACAAACCACUUUCUCUGCUUCUGAAACGGGAAUCAGUAACUCUUUGCAUUUUCUGUCCCACAAGAUAUGCAAAAACAAUGCAAUAAUAUUCAUUUUAAAAAUACAAUUGUGAGUCGUGUUGGCAUUAGAACUGUAUUUAAAAAACACACAGAAAUUUAAGAAAAAAAAACUCAAGAAGGCAUUUUGCUUCGAUAUAUUCCGUGUAAUGUUUUAUUGCAUUGAUAAUGUUUCUGUUGAAGAAACCGUUAUACUUGAAUUCAGGUCAGUUUCAGUAUUUUUCAAAUAUUUUUUUAAAACUGAAUUGCAAUUGUGCCAAGCGAAUAUAAUGAAUUAAGUUUGUUUUUGAAUUCACUUCUUGUAUAUUUUGCUGCAUGUAAAGUAAACCAUUUUGUAUUUGGAGUGUGACAAGCUUUACCUUUGAACUCAAGUGCUUUUCUAUAUGUGGUUGGGGGAAAGGAAGGAUAUUUCUUUUCACUUGUACAAUGCACAAAGGUAUCCCCAGCGAAAGUCAUUACUCUUCUAUCCACAAACAGGUUCAGACAUGACUGUUUUGCAUAUCUUGUGUUCACUUCCUUUUCCCUCAAUUCUUCCAAACCCCUGUGAUAGGGUAUAUGUGUACCACGUCUUAUUUUCAGAGACCAGGACAUGUUUCAUUCAGGUCUUCACUCUCUCCUCUCUGCUGUGGUUCUCUGACUCAGUACUUGUCCAAGAGCAGCCUUUCCAUGAGGUGCAGUGAGGCAUGAGCAUCCCCCUAGGAAGAGGUGACUGUCUUUUCUGGUCACUCCCACAGCACAAAGGUUUGGGUUCCUCAGUAACUCCCACACUGGCAGAGGAUGAAAUUAAGUUCAAACUGAUGGGAGGGGUGGGGUAGCCUACCUUCAGACAACUGGUCUACCCAAAUGGAGCUAGUUCUGCUAGAGAGAGGAAACUGGGUGAACCCCUGAUCCUUACAGAAGUCACACUGUCAGACUCAGGUCAUCCUUUCCUCACUCUACAGCAGAAUUCCCUCCAGACCCACACUAAUGUAUGUGUCAGUGAGUGGGACCCCAACAAGAGAGAGAGUAUCAGGAAUUCACAAUGGUGGAGGCAACAGGUUUUAUGGGGGCAUAUCUUAUGUUCAUUGGAACAUCACCUUGUUAGUGCUGUGUCCUUCAAUUACACUAAUGACAGUUGAAAAAGUACUGUUUGGGAGAAAUUAGCACCCAACAGUUUACCCAGAAUUUACCCACUGGAUCUCUUCCAGUUCCAGUUGGUUAGAAAUUACAGUAGGGGACUGUCCAUUCCUUGGUGAAGAUGAGUUUCACUUCCAUGAACUGAUUCAUGGAAACAUGGAAAAAUAUACCCAAUACUCCUGAGUUAACCAGAGUCUAGAAACAGUGUUUCUUCAUGGUUUUCCAUGUUCAACCCACCCAGACACUCAUGGUUUCUUUCAGUACUGACAAGGUCUUUUAGAAAUUAAGAUUAGUUGUCAUUCUUUAUCCAGUUUCCCAAAAUUUCUACCACUGUGCUGCUGAGAUUUUGGUUAUGAAGGAGAGGGGAGUCCUUUUGAAUUGAUAUUUGAUUCUUGCUUACAUUUGGACCCUAGAAAGAAAUUUGGAAUUUUGAUUGCUUUUACAUAUGCAUGCACUUGCACCCACACACACAUACACACUCAUACUUUUCAUUCUGCUUCUCUUUUCCUUUUGAACUUCCACUCUGCAUCACCAAGUGCCAUUGUGCAAUGGCAUGGACUGCAGGCUGGGCUCAUGACAGCUCCUCAGUGUCGUACACCCUCACCUCCAUGGGCUGUCUUCUCCAUAGCCAACACAGGGAAAAAGACCAGAAUGGUCUUCUCCCUGCACCUGACAAGAAUAGCAUCAGCAAAGCUAGGUGUGGUGGCACAGGGUUGUAAUCCCAGCAACUUGGGAGGCUGAGGUAGGAAGAUCACGGCCUCCUCCUUAACUUAUCAAAACUUGGUCUCAAAAUAAAAAAAAAAUAAAAAGGACUGGGGCUGGGGGUUGUAGUUCAGUGAUAGAGCAUCCCUGGGUUCAAUCAAUCCCCAGUACUACCAAAACCCAAAAAAAGAGUGGCAUCUUCUGCAGCCCUUCUGACAGCCCCUGAGUGCCAGGAUAAAAGUGUCCAGUGACUGAGGACCAAGGAACUUGAAGGAGUGCAGUUACAUUCUGCAGUUUGGAAAACUUCGUUUUUCCUCUGACUAGCCCUUUCUUUUCUAUUUCCACACCUUGAUCUUUAAAAGUUUUUCAAGUGCAUGCACACAUCAAACAGAGAAAGAUGCCAGCUGUCUCCUUUCUGCCUUAUUCUAGGAGACUUUUUCCUAGAUUUCUGCUUGAUUCAUGAAAUUUCCCCUGCUUUGGUUCAGCAGCUGUUAGGCAUACCCCAUUCCCACUUCCUAACCUCAAUCUUCCCUUUGACUAGAAUAAUCAAGUUCAGGUGCAAGACUGUCAUUCUCCCUCCUGUUUCCCUGGUUCUAAAUUCCAGGUGCCUGUCACUUUCUCAUAGCCCUUCUCCAUCCAGGACUGACCAGUUGAAGACAGGAGGGCAUCUGCUGAGUGUGCCUUCCCAUGGCAAAGCCAUGUCCUUGUGAGGAUUAGAACACCCUGAGAAGGAGGGGACUGGAAGUCAGCAGAGGAUGGUGGCUGCUCUACAGGGGACAGUUGAUCCACCCCCCAGAGCCCACAGGCAGAGAAAUAGAGGAUUUAGGCUAGGUGUGAGUGGAACCCUCGUGGUCAGGGUGAUAGCCUCAUGAACCCAUAUUGAAAAUGUUGCCAACGAGGAAAAUGGCAUCUCUAUACCUAGGGACCUAGAAUAAUUGAAAUCUUAUUGUCUAGGGGUUAGAAACCCUUUAGCAAAGUGGCUAAGAAAGGGUCAUCUGACUUCCAGAAGAGAUGCUUAAAACUCAGGAAGUCAAAACUUGCUCUUAGAGUGCAGGCAAAUUCUGCCUUUUAAAGACCUGCCUCUGAGAGAAAUGUCAGCACAAAAAACCAGAGGGGACGUUGAGGCAAGAGAAGGGCAGGUGUUGACUCCCCAGGUGUCUGUUCCCAUUUGAUGGAAAGAAGUGCUCAGUUCAGCCACCCAUAAUGACCAGCACCAUGGAGAGGCCAGAGCCUCAAGGAUCUACUUUAGAAAAUGAGAAAAUUACAAUUCCAACCCGGGGUUGUCUUCCCCACCGAGUCAGGUCACCUGGCAGACGCCCCUACCCUGCGUUAGCCAGUGACAGGCUGUAGCAGGCUCCUGUCAAAGACCAGAGAAACCCCAUCUCAGUCACCUAAGGCCAGGUUCUUCAGAAGCUGCUUGUUGUGGUGAUAUAAGGGAAGGCUGUGAAGCUGGAAGUAACCUAGGAUUGUCAGGGUUCAGGGAUGGUGCACUUCUGCCUCUUCUUGGAAGUCCUUUCUUCUCCCUUCCUCCCCAACUCCCUGCUGUCCUCCUCCACUCAGCCUAGAAGAGGGUCAGAGUUGAAAGGAGUCCCUGUGCAGAUUUUUAUAGUUUUUUGUUUUAACUUUAUAUAUUAUUUAUUUAUUAUUUUUCAAAGCAACAAAACAUUGUUUCGUGGCACCAGAUACCAACACAACAAGUAAGCAGUUUUCUACCAGAUUCCCAGUGUUGGGGAGACACUUGAAUCAAUAUCUCUUUGUCUCUCUUUGUCUCUCUCUGUCUCUCAUCUCUCAUGCACACACACACACACACACCAUAAGGUACCAGCAUGAGGUUGAGCUCCUGAUCAGUGACUUUUCCAUAGAAGGGUGAGGACCCUGUAGAGGGGACACUGAGAGAACCAGAGCAACUUCCUUGGGUGGAAAUGGUGCCAUCUGAACCUAUUAUUAUCAUGGAAUAAAUAUUAUUUACCUGCACUGAGAAAAUACUAACACUCCUAAAUUGACACUUUGUCCUGCAAUGACCUGAAGAAGUUUCACCCACAGCACAUGAGCUGGUAAAGACUUGGGACUCGGGUGUAUCAGAAAACGCUUUUAAUCCAUUUCUGAAGCCGGAGUGGAGAUUGUAGCUGGAUGUGCCCAGCAUGAUGAAACAGUGCAACCUCGAGAGGAGUCAGAGUUGAGAUUUCCCAGGAAAAUUCUCUGAAAUUUCUGCUAACAAAAAGGAACACAGGAAAAAGGCCAGGUAUUAGAGAAAAGUUUCAUAUGUCAUGUCACCAGAGCCAAAUUCUCUCCCUUCAGAUCAGGUACUUGUUCCUUCAGGGGUGUGCCCCCUGUGUGGGGCAUCCUGUGCACCCCAAUUUUCAGAAUCUAAAUAAUUUGACUUGUGUGAACCUUCCAGAAUGGAUAACAUGCCAUUUAUAUCAACUUUCCAUUCAAAAUAUCACUCAUGGUCUUCCUCAAGGUCAUUAUCUGGUGGAAGCUCUGGUGGAAGAGGGUGUAGGUUUUAAGAGAGGUAAUUUCUAUGUGAAGACAUGCAGAAAUGGACUGAAUGGUUCUUGGUGACUCCGUGGGUCUGGAGAAUUCCUGCCUGGUGUUCUUAGAGCCCUCAGGAUUAUAUGCAGGAGGGUAAGGAAGAGGAGGGUGAGCAGGCACCGGGUAAGCAGGGGUUCAAUUAUCAUGGAACCUGAGGGUGCAGGUUUCAGACCCCCUUGAAGAAGUGUCUCCUGAAUUGUCGAGAGGAGAAGAGAGAAGUCUCCUUUCUGUAGAGCGUAAAAGGGACAAAAAAGGAUAGAUCACCAGAUGCUCCCCCAAGACUUCCCAACAUGGAGAAACUACACAAAGUCAGGCAGGGACUUGAGAAUCAAGGACAGAUGGUUUGUAAAUUAACAAUGCUGUGCAAAGGGCUCCUUGAGAAGGCAUCUCAGAGGUCCAAAUGCUGUGAGCACUUCCCUGCUUCCCCACACCAUCCCGACCCUGCGUCAGCUGCAUCCCACCACCCGAGUUCGGAAUCCAUCCCUCGGCUUCCCUACCCAUGGUCCAGGCACCACUCUGUAGCUGAGUCCUACCCUCCCAGAACACAUGCGAUUCUCCUAUGCCAUAGUGGGACAGAGGUUCUGCACUGAAAUAGGCCAGGGGUGACAAAGGAAUAACCAGGUUUGGAAAUAUCUGUGAUGGUAAUCAUCUGGAAAAACCAGUGAAAAAAAACGAACAAGUUCAUUAAGAUCUGGGGUGACACAUCCCAGUGGUUGAAGCACUGGAAUGACUAUUACCUUCAUAACAUUGCUCUUUUACUUCAACAUGCCAGAGCUACUGAGCAAAAUGCCCCCCCAUGUAAGAGGGUCCAGAUGAAGCCUGUCCAUCCUGUCCUCACAUCCUCCUGCUCGGACCGCCUUCAUGCCCCCAACCCAACCUGUAUCAUACCUGUUCAGAGAGAGGGAUGCCGAGAGGUGGACAGUGCCUCUGUGUCACCAUCCCACACACACACCUGCACACCCCCACUCCUGCCCCUCCAGUCUCAAGGACUUCACAGUCUGCCUGGGUUAAAUAUUGCUGUACAGUCUGUAAUCAGACCAUCCCGUUGUUAAAGGUCUCGCCUGCCACGCCUUCUCGCCCUUGAGCAAGGCCAGGGAUCUAGAAGGGGAAACCUUUCCAGAAGAGCUUCAGGGUCAUCUCUGUGUGAGAAGCUAUUGUAUAUUCCUGUAAGAUUGCAUUUUUAUCUACGGAAUGAUGUUAUUUAAAAAACAAACAAAAAACACAAAAAAUAAGAAUUGCAAAUAAAUUUCUUAACAAUGUCAAC